UGCUGUUUUUGCCUGAUUUAUCACAGCUCAGCUAUUGGAACUGCUGUUUAUUUUUCUUCUUAAAAGGUUCAGUGAUAGUGCAAUGGAAGUCACCAACGCAGGAACAAAUAAUUCAAUAGUUUUCACCACUAAUCGCUCCUUGUAAAUAGAGCGAGACUAAUCAUAAAUGCAGAAAAUACUAUCAGCAGAAACGAAGGGUGUGAAUCGACGUCGGGAUUGCAUACAUUUUGGGGCUGCGCUUUUAGCCAAGAAAAUAGUUUAUCAGCGUUCGUGGUAGGGUCCCAAGGAGGAUAGCGGACAUCAGAAGCUGGUACCGCUGCGGAAUGUAAUGCUGCAAACUGAACUGACGGAAGACAGGAACGGAAACGUCUCACAAAAGCGGAAGUGAGUGAGAAGAUAACUGAUCGACUAGACCUUCGCUGGUGGCGUCGCUUAGUCGAGACGAUGGAGCAGGAAAUUGGAAGCUGGGAUUCCGUAUUGCUGGAAAAUCUAUCGGAGGAUAGCUUUAUCAAUAAUUUGCACCAGCGCUACAAGAGAGAUUUGAUCUACACAUAUAUCGGUACGUUUCUAGUGGCACUGAAUCCUUUUAAGCCAUUGGCAAUCUACACGCCAGAUUUGGUGCGCAAAUAUGCCAACAAAAGCCUUUUUCAGCUGCCUCCGCACAUAUUUGCGCUUGCCAAUUCUGCCCAUCAGUUUCUGCUAAAUUACAAUGAGGAUCAAUGCAUCGUUCUGUCGGGCGAAAGUGGAGCAGGCAAAACCGAGUCCGCCCGAAUGAUUGUCCACUUUCUGACGCAGCUGUCUGAAGUUAAACGCAGCCGAACGCCAAUUUUUUCCCUCAAAGGCAUCAGUCCGAAUUCUCGGCAAUCGACUCCAAAGCACAGCACCAUCAAUCGGGUGGGAUCAUCUUUCGAAAGUAAUAGUAGCUCCGGAACAGGCCGCUUGGAUAGCAUCAUGAAGUACAACACAAGCAGGAAAUGUUCUCACGAAAAAACGGUAGAAUUCGAUCUUAUCUCGCAUCACAAAAGCUCGGAAAAUUUGGCCGCCAUGAUGAGCGGUACCGGCGGAGGUGGGAGUUUUUUGGCUAGUGUUGGAAGUACGCCCAAAUGCUUAAAACAUUCGAACCAGUCGAUUAGCCGUUCAACCGAGGCAAAUGAAUUUCCCACAAAGUCUACGCUCAAGUCGGCCUUUGCGUCGUGUCCAAAGCACAACUGCACUAGCAGUGCCGGAAGCAGCCACAUGGAUCUGCAUCGAAUGUGCGGCUAUUCGCCAUCGCUGCAAAAGCGCUGCAGUUUCAGUCGAUGCUGCCAUCAGUGCAGCAGCAGUAGGUCGAUUCACAAAUCUUCCUCCUCGAUUGCCCUUACGUACGAUCACAGCAUGUCGCCCUCCGUCCACCGUAAGCAGAUCCUGAAGUCCAUCUCGAAGGAAGUGUAUCUGCGCGAUUUGGAGCUAGCCAAGAUGCGCGAACGGGUGGCGCAUGCCGAGUUUUUCCUGGAAGCAAUGGGCAAUGCGAGCACGGCCAAGAAUAGCAAUUCCAGCCGCUUUGGUAAAUUUUUUGAUAUCGAGUUUGACUAUAAGGGUGAUCCAGCUGGCGGACAUCUGACCGUAUAUAUGCUGGAAAAGUCACGAAUUACCACGCGAAGCACUGGAGAACGCAAUUUCCAUAUAUUUUACCAACUGCUGGCCGGUGCCGACAUUCAUUUGCUCAAAUCCCUCAAACUUCAGCGAAAUAUCGACAAGUACGAACUGCUGAAGUACGGUCUUACCAGCGAGGAUGACCGGACAAAUUUUGGAUUUACUAAGCGUUCCCUGGAGGUGCUAGGAUUUAGCCAGGAAGAAAUCUAUGCAAUUUUUACUGUUCUGGCAGUGGUGCUUAAGCUGGGCAAUCUUGUGUUUAUUCCAACCACCAACAUCGACGGUAGUGAAGGUUGCGAAAUUUCUAACGAGUAUGAAUUGGACGAAAUAUCUAAGCUGCUUGAAAUAGACUGUCAUUUACUGUUCAGUUGCCUGACCCGGGUCGGUGAAAGCUGGGACCAGAUCGAAACGGACGGUUCAGAACUGGAUGCAACGUGUGCCAGCAAGAUUAAGUUUGUAAUUUGCCGCACAUUGUAUGGGCGGUUGUUCACGUUGAUUGCUGCCCGAAUCAAUGAACAGUUGAAACUCAAACCGUACGGAUGCGGUGCCGGAAGUACGGUUCGUGGCAAAGCUGUUGGCUUGCUUGAUUUUUAUGGGUUUGAAGUGUUGGAGAAAAAUUCGUUCGAACAGUUGGCGAUUAAUUAUUGUAACGAACGAUUGCAUCAGCAUUUUGUUAAAAACGUGCUCAAGUAUCAACAGGACCUCUAUGUAGCCGAGGGCUUGGACUGGAUCAAGAUAGAGUACUUCGAUAACCAGGCAAUUUGUGAACUUAUCGACAAACCAUGCUACGGAAUCUUACAUUUACUGGACGAGCCUCAAGUUACUAAUGAUGGGAUUUUGCUCACUCGGCUACACCAGUGCUGUUCUGGUCACACAAAUUUUCUGGCUCGUGAUCCCAGCUUGCCUUCUACCUGUUUUCAAAUUCGUCACUUUGAGGGACCUGUGUUAUACAGCAGCCAGGGAUUCGUUGAGAAAAAUCUAGACGUAUUACCGAAGCACAUCAGUUCCUGUUUGUAUCAACAUUGCGAGCUACCGAUUGUAGCCAGUCUGUUUCCGGAGGGAAAUCCCAAACGUCACAGCACUGGUCGCAAGCCGACCAGUUUGAGUACAAACCUUCGCACGUCACUGCAAACUUUGUUGAAACAGUUGGAACAACGUUACAAUCACUACAUUUUUUGCAUCAAACCAAACGAACUUAGACAACCGAAAAUGUUUGAGCUGGGUUUGGUGCAGCAUCAAGUGCGGUACAUGUGCCUCAUGCCAUUGAUAAACCUAUGGCGUAAUGGUCACUACUUCAACAUGGCUCAUGCACGCUUUGUGCAGCGAUAUAAGCUGCUCUGCCAAUACACGUGGCCUCAUUAUAGUGGACCGACGAUCGACGGUGUGGCGCUGAUUAUCCGAAGUGUUCCUUUGCCUGGGGCCGAAUUCACGAUCGGCCGUAAAAAGGUAUUCAUCCGCAGUCCGAGAACAGUGUACGAGCUGGAUGAGUUUAGGAAGGUUCGGCUGAACGAGCUGGCGGUGCUAAUUCAGAAAACCUACCGGUGCUAUACCAAGCGGACACACUUUUUAGCCUUGCGUCGAAGUGCGCUAGUGAUAGGAACUUUCUGGAAAACGUGGAGGGAACGGGAAAGGAUACGAGUAACGGAGUUUAAAAAGCAAGCCCACUGGGCCGUGCAGGUUAUCGGACGAUUUUUUGUUCUUAUUAAAACUCGCGAGUUUUUGCUAACGUUGUUGCUCCGCCUACCGCACGAUAACAUGAGUCCCAUCUGUCACGAGUGGCCAUCGGCACCAUCCUUUCUGGCGGAAACAUCACAGCUGCUGCGGAACAUAUUCCACCGUUGGCGAUGCUACAAGUACCGAAAAUCCUUCGACCAGCCAGCUCGAAAUCGAAUGCGCGAAAAAGUUACUGCCAGCAUUAUUUUUAAGGAUAGAAAAGUAUGCUACUCUAGGACAGUGGCUCAUCCAUUCCAUGGGGACUAUAUACGAUUGCGGCAGAACGUCCAGUGGAAACGGGUUAGCUGCGAACAUAAUGACCAGUAUGUGGUGUUUGCCGACAUCAUCAACAAAAUCGCUCGAACCAGUGGAAAGUUCGUUCCCAUCCUCUUGGUUUUGUCAACCAACUCGAUGCUAUUGCUGGACCAGAAGACAAUGCAGAUCAAGUACCGCAUACCGGCGUCAGAAAUUUACCGUAUGUCGCUUAGUCCCUACUUUGACGACAUCGCAGUGAUUCACAUACGAGCCUCCGAAAUCGGCAAAAAGAAGGGUGACUUUGUCUUCCAAACAGCGCACACGAUUGAGAUCGUAACCAAGCUGUUUUUGGUGAUCCAAAAUGCUACAGCCAAAUCGCCGGAGAUCGUCAUCAGCACUGAGUUCGAGGCAAACUUUGGUCAACAGACGGUCGUGUUCACCUUCAAGUGUGCAGGCCUAACGGACAACCCGUACAGUCAGACACGGGUUCAGCGCAAGGGCAAUCGGAUGGAGGUCAUUGUGUAACAGCGGGCCACACCAGAGGACGGAACUAGUGGACCUGCCGGUCGCCCCGAACUGCUGACCGGACUAUUCGAUUACCACGAUGAGGACGGGAUGGAGUUCGGCGUGCGCGGAUUGGAAUUUGAUUGAGGCCAUAAAAGGCCUUAACGCGUUUGGAAUUUUUCGAAGCUCGACAAACAAAGCUUGCUCGCAGUGCUAAACGCAGUUCGAAGCGGUGAGGGAGAUAGUUUUAUGUUUAGAAGAAUGCCUAUUAGUGAAUAUAUGAUAGAUUUAACGAAAAUGUUUAGGAUGUUUGUAGCAUGACAAAGAUUCGUGAAUAGUUAGAGGGUAAACGCAGAGCGCAUGCUGCGUUACAUCAAUUAGCGGUAACUUACAGGCAAUUGAAAGACAAGAAAAGCUGGAAUUUGAAACCAAAAACGAACAGUUUUAAGUAAACUCAGUUGGUUUGGUAACAAAGUUUGAAUACAAUCAUAGAAUCUACCCUUUAAACUACGAAAAAGCAAUUUCUGUAAACACGCUCGCAGACUGGUAAUGGCCAUCCGAGGUUCGCCAUCAAUCUUUUCGGAUCAGGAUGCACGGGUAAAGUCCUGUAAAAUGAAGUUUUCAUUUAUGCCAAAAAUUAAAUUUUAACCUAGGACUCAAUUUUGAUAUUGAUUUUAUCGGAUACUUUCAGCCAUUUUGACGAACGAGAUAGCUAAAAAGAAAACGUUAGAGACAACAUUUUUUAAAGCCGACAAAAAGUGCUCACAAUUUUUCACGAACGUUGAUCGAGUUUGGCAUUUUAACGUAUAAAAACACAUUAUAAAAAAGGUAACCUAAAGCAAAUCAAAACAAAAUAAUAGAAAAAUAGCAGUCGAAACACAAACCAUAUAGAUUUAACGGCGAUUGGAAUCAGCGGCCCAUUUUCUCUACAGUAAUAAAACUUAACUCUAGGUAGCUCAAUUCGAAACUAAUCGAAACGCAUUUAACCGAAGAACUAUCGUAGUGAAAAUGUUAACUAAAUUUAAGAUACAAUUGUUCGUCGACUUCUUGGGGCAACGCGCGCCGAGUUUCAAAGUCAAACCAAACAAAGUUAGCCGAUAAGAAUUAAUUGGGGCGAAGCGCAAGCCAAACGACGGUUAAUGUCGAGCUAGGGUAUACCACAAUUGUCGCCGGUAGCGCCGGUAUUUAGAACAUAGCAAAAUAAGGUUGAUAACAUUGAACAAACGAACGGGUCUGCAUUAUUUGGGUUUGGCGUUUUUCGAGCAGCAUUUUAGUUUUAUUGAAUAGUUAAAGAUUAUAUUUGUUAAAGACUACAGCUAUCUGAUCUAGAUUUGAUCCCAGAGCUUAUUUGCCUUUGUGUUUAAAAAAAAAGCCAACAUUCCGAUGGACCUAAAGUCAAAUGGUGCAGACCCAACCACUACUAUUAUUAAUCGCAGUUGUGAAUAAAUUUGAUAAAAUGUGAGAACUCAAAGACGCUUAUUACAUUGACAAGAAUUAAACAAACAGUGAUGAAAGCUAAAGCAGAACGUCAUCGCCAUCUAGGAAAUAAGUAGCGAAUUGAAACAUAUGAACAACCAGAAAAAAAAUCAAUUAUUAUCGAGCAAACCUUAAGCAAACACUACCAAAUUGUUACAAACACAUUACCGUAACCUUCUUUUGUCCCCGACAAUGGCCGGACAAAGUAAAGUAAAAUACCUCUAGUGGAGUGUUGAUUUCGAUGUUGUGUCACAACCGAAAAGUAGGUAUCAAUCGGGCAAUCUGUUUAAUUUCGCUCGUUUCACGGCGUGCCAAAGAAGACGAUAAUCCGGCACGGUAUAGUGUACUACAUACUUAGAGAGAAUAACUGUAAACAGCAUACAUUUUUACUCAUACACAUGGUACGGGUUCUUUAAAGAUAUGUCAUCGUUUACGAGUAUUCUGCGGAAUUUUGUGCCAAACGAAAGUCUUUUCGCUCAUUCUAGGUUCUAACAACGUUCGAAGAACCGUUUUGUGCCGUGCUAAAGUCAGUCACUCAGUAAUUUUUAUCCGUUCGUUGAAUAUUUAACAAUUUUUCUAUAUAGAUUUUUCUAUUACACAUUAACUGAUAAGAAAAAUAAAUUAUAACAAUAGAGUAGAAAUAGUUACGAUUGAGAUUAUUGCAAUAAACAAAUACUAGUAGUCGAAAAAGUAGCCAAUUAACCGAGAAUACAUAGAAAGUUAUAUAUUAUAUAUAAUAACUCACUGCAAAAAUUAAACACACACGACGAUAUAGUUAACAGAGCGGAUCAAACUGGAUGGGUAGCAAAAAAAAGUGUGCCAAAUAUUACGGGCCUAUUAUGAUUAUCUAAGAGACAUCACUACUAUCACUGAUGGCAAUGUGCCAUCAACAAUUCCCCUGCAAGUUAAUUUCAACGAGAGAGUAUAUUCGUUAUCUGUUAUCUUCUCAACAUUGACCAAUAGAGAUUUAUUUAAAAGACUCAUUGCUUUCCGGUCUAAGUCUAACAAUGAGGUUCAACGGAACGAAUUUUGCAUUCUACCGAUUAAAAGUUGGUAUGGUUCGUAUAUUAAAAAUAAGGUUUCACUAUUUCCAAGUGAAAUUCGUUUUGAAAAAUAAAGGAAGAACACAAAUAAUAUAGUUUUUGUGUCCAUUUUAGUUCUCAGGGAUAGUUGUUAACCGACAGGUAUUGUCUCACGCGGGAAUCGGCAAAAACCAAUUGAGCUAUGGCAAGUCGGACGGGGAAAAACGUUUUAAGGAAAUUGAAAAUUUUCGUUCAGACUAACAUACGAAUCGAUCAAUUCAAACUUACUUUUAGGAAUAAACCCCAAAAGUUGUUUUUAAUAUCAUUAUAACACCUUCAAACACACCACAAUAGCAAAUCAGACUAGCUGUAAUAAAAAUCUUAAUUAUACUGACAUAUCUCAUCCAUUGAAC
Messenger RNA from Sabethes cyaneus, 7015 nucleotides. It is a transcript of the gene Myo95E, whose product is annotated as unconventional myosin-Ib. Gene Ontology annotation, biological process: actin filament organization; vesicle transport along actin filament. Gene Ontology annotation, molecular function: actin filament binding; microfilament motor activity; ATP binding. The record is from RefSeq and is a predicted model, not a curated record. NCBI's taxonomy places the organism in Eukaryota, Metazoa, Arthropoda, Insecta, Diptera, Culicidae. Gene Ontology annotation, cellular component: plasma membrane; vesicle; microvillus. Bases 445 to 4125 code for a protein of 1226 amino acids. The transcript has 19 exons.